Messenger RNA from Macroventuria anomochaeta, 890 nucleotides. RefSeq lists its product as uncharacterized. Lineage: Eukaryota; Fungi; Ascomycota; Dothideomycetes; Pleosporales; Didymellaceae. Bases 111 to 713 code for a protein of 200 amino acids. The transcript has a single exon. The record is from RefSeq and is a predicted model, not a curated record.
AUCGACACCAACAGGUCUCGCAUCGUAUUGCAUUUAUCAUCGCCUUUGGCACAUCAGAGACUACCAAUACUUCGUCUUCGCUUACAGUCUUUAUCAGACCAACCUUUAAGAUGCUCUUCACCACCGUCCUCCUCGCAGGCAUCGCCUCCGCCGCCCCGGCCUUCGUCGCUCGCCAAGUUACCACCGGGUUCGAUCCCUGGGAGAUCACCUUCGCCUCCGCAGGCAGUCCAUCCGGCCGCCCUGGCAGCGGCACCACCAGUAGCCUCCAAAUCAACAUCAAACAGCCUAACACAAUCCUUCUUCAGCAGGUCCCUAGAGGCUACAGCAGUUUUCCCGCCUUCGAGGCCUCCUGCUCAUGGAGCUGGGAGGCCGCAGGGAACAACUUCCCUGUCGGCGUCGAGACUCUCUGCAGCACUAUCGGUGAUACCACUACGUACGGCAACUUCACCAUGACGCUGGCUGGGACUUCUCAGAGCGAUUUUACGGUGUCUAUCAAGGAGACGAGGGAGGUGACUAUCUUUCAGCAGAGAUAUGUUCGGGUGUUUGAGGGAGAGCAGGCGCUCAAGGUUGGAGACGGCGUCUGGAGGCAGAUCUGUGGUGGGAGUGGAGUUUGCAAUUGGCAGGUCAUAGAGGGAUUGCUUCCGAUUGAGGUGCAGCAAGAUUUGACGACGAGUAUUGGGAGCUGUGAGGAAGCUAGCAUUGGCGGAUGUUGAGCUGACCGUGUAAGGUAAUGGAUGGUCGAAGAAAGGAAGACUCCAUGUGCGCUUCCGUUGUCAAAACAGACGUGAGCAAGAGCAGAAUAGAAUAUAAAUCUACUUGUUCAAACCAGUGGAGACUGACUGAGUGUACAACUGGUGUCGCGGUUGGUGGAUCUUAAGUCGUACGAGUAA